CUUCCGCCGCCGCCAACUCCGGCCCCACCGCCAGCGCCUCCCUUACCGUGACCAUGGACGCCUUCGUCCCUGGCCGGAACAAUAUCCCCAGAAACGACGACGAUGAACAUAAUCCAGAGAACUCCGCGCACGUGCUCGAAUACGUUGUUGGGUCCUCCACGCACGUGGGGUCGUGCAGCGGAGCGGCCGCACACGGCGGCCGGUCUGCACUUGCGGCGGCAUGCGGCUGCAAGGUUGUUGGCGCGACGACGGCCGCGAGCGAGAGCGCCACGUUCGGAGGGAGAGACGACAGCUUCCAGUUGACGCUUGAUACUUGCGGCGGGUUGACGUCAACUUCCAUGUGGUCGCCGGAAAACACCAGCUCCGGCAAAGAAUAUUCCAGGACCUCCGCCGAUGACCAUGAUUAUUCCGGCUGUCGCAGUAGAUCACAGAGUGAAGCAGAUGAUUGUGGGAAAAGAAAAUUAGGGCAUGGAAAAUCCUCAGUUACAAUCAAGAAAACGAGGGCAGCUGCUAUUCAUAACCAAUCUGAAAGAAAAAGAAGAGACAAGAUUAAUCAAAGGAUGAAGACGUUGCAGAAGUUGGUCCCAAAUUCCAGCAAGACAGAUAAAGCUUCAAUGUUGGAUGAAGUAAUAGAAUACCUAAAACAACUUCAAGCACAAGUCCAAAUGAUGAGUAGGAUGAACAUUCCAUCUAUGAUAUUACCACUUCAAAUGUCUAUGAUGGGUAUGGGUAUGGGUACUGGUAUCGGUAUGGGCAUGGGUGGGCUCAUGGACAUCAAUACAAUUGGCUGUGCCGCAGCUAUGCCGCCACCACCUGCCGCCGCCGCCGCCUUCAUGCCUAUGGCGGCCUCCUCGUGGGAUAUACAACAAGACGGCCGAUUGCACCCUCCUCCGGUGAUGUCCGAUCCUUUAUCUGCGUUCUUUGCCGGGCAAUCACAACCAAUGACGAUUGAUGCUUACAGCAGGUUGGCAGCUUUCUACCAACAAUUCCAACAAAUUUCUGGUUCAAAGAAUUGAUUAUUGGGAGAAAAUUAAAACAAGUGUGCUAUAAGACUUCAAUUAAGAAGUUAAUAUUUGUAGGUUCUUUUUGUGUAUGUGUUAUUACAAGUGUUCAAAUUUGUGUCUUCUUUUAUCAAUUUCAAAAUUUUCUUUUAUCACUUAGGGGAUGAUUUCUAUGACAUAUAAAUAACAUUAUUUAUUUGUUUCGAUUCCCCAAA
Erythranthe guttata (spotted monkey flower) is the source of this 1216-nucleotide messenger RNA. Its product is annotated as transcription factor UNE10. Gene Ontology annotation, cellular component: nucleus. NCBI's taxonomy places the organism in Eukaryota, Viridiplantae, Streptophyta, Magnoliopsida, Lamiales, Phrymaceae. Gene Ontology annotation, molecular function: protein dimerization activity. The record is from RefSeq and is a predicted model, not a curated record.